Messenger RNA from Alligator mississippiensis (American alligator), 5324 nucleotides. RefSeq names its product adenosine monophosphate deaminase 3 (gene AMPD3). NCBI's taxonomy places the organism in Eukaryota, Metazoa, Chordata, Crocodylia, Alligatoridae. Gene Ontology annotation, cellular component: cytosol. The transcript has 15 exons. Gene Ontology annotation, molecular function: AMP deaminase activity. Gene Ontology annotation, biological process: IMP salvage; AMP metabolic process. The record is from RefSeq and is a predicted model, not a curated record. The coding region runs from base 114 to 2447 and encodes 777 amino acids.
GCAGGCAGCUCGCAGCGGGGCGGGGGCUGCCGGCACCCGGGGAGGAGCGGCCGGGCCCGGCUCUAUUCAAGUCAUUGGCACUGAGUCCCGGCCAGCGGAGCUGCCCAGCCGAGAUGCCUCGACAGUUUCCAAAGCUGAACAUUUCUGAAGUUGAUGAACAGGUGCGGCUUCUGGCGGAGAAGGUGUUUGCUAAAGUUCUCCGAGAAGAAGACAGCAAAGAUGCCUUGUCACUGUUCAGUGUGCCUGAAGACUGUCCUAUUGGGCAGACAGAAGCUAAGGAAAGAGAACUGCAGAAGGAGUUGGCAGAACAACAGUCUCUGGAGACAGCCAAAAGGAAGAAGAGUUUCAAGAUGAUUCGGUCCCAGUCCUUGUCAUUACAAAUUCCAAACCAAGAGGGAAAGGCACCAUCAAACACUUCAUUUCUGUCUCCUGCAACUCCAGUUGUUCCAGGUGCUUUUCAGCAAGUCCCAGUGCCAUACAAUGUACCAGAAUUUCAGAGAGUUGCAAUUAGUGGGGAUUACUGUGCAGGGGUUACAGUUGAUGAUUAUGAACAGGCUGCCAAGAGCCUGGUGAAAGCUCUGCUCAUUCGAGAGAAGUAUUCACGUCUUGCCUACCAUCGCUUUCCAAGGACGACAUCACAGUAUUUGUGUACUAUGCAAGAUGAAAACUGGAAGAUCGAAGAUGAAGUAUGUCCAGAUUUCCAUCCUCCCCCAAAAGAACUAGAAGAUCCUUAUAACCUUGAUGAUGCUCCAGACAACUUGGAUUAUGUUGUCAAGAUGAAAGGAGGCAUUCCAUUUGUUUAUGACAACAAAGAAAUGAUGGGACUGAACGAGCCUCAGAGCUUGCCGUAUCCUGACCUGGAGACCUACACACUUGACCUCAGCCAUGUUCUUGCUCUCAUUGCAGAUGGUCCAACAAAAACAUAUUGCCAUCGAAGGCUGAAUUUUUUAGAAUCUAAAUUCAGUUUACACGAGAUGUUAAAUGACAUGUCUGAAUUCAAAGAACUGAAGAGUAAUCCCCAUCGGGACUUUUAUAAUGUGAGAAAGGUGGAUACUCAUAUCCAUGCUGCUGCCUGCAUGAAUCAGAAACAUUUGCUGAGGUUUAUUAAGCAUACUUACCAAACAGAAUCAAACAGGAUUGUUGCAGAGAAAAAAGGCAAGAAACUGACAUUAAAGCAGGUGUUUGAAAGCCUUCACAUGGACCCUUAUGACCUCACAGUAGAUUCGUUAGAUGUCCAUGCAGGUCGCCAAACAUUUCAUCGUUUUGAUAAAUUUAAUUCCAAAUACAAUCCAGUUGGUGCCAGUGAGCUAAGGGACUUGUAUUUGAAAACUGAGAACUACAUUGGUGGUGAAUACUUUGCUCGUAUGGUCAAGGAAGUAGCCCAUGAACUAGAAGACAGUAAAUAUCAGUACACGGAACCUCGGUUAUCCAUUUAUGGACGGUCUCCAGUUGAAUGGCAGAACUUAGCGAAGUGGUUCAUUAAACACAAGGUUUAUUCACCUCACAUGCGCUGGAUAAUUCAGAUUCCCAGAAUCUAUGAUAUAUUUAGGUCAAAGAAUCUGCUGCCUACUUUUGGGAAGAUGCUAGAAAACAUUUUCUUACCCCUGUUUGAGGCAACCAUCAAUCCCAAAGACCACAAAGAGCUGCACCUCUUCCUCAAAUAUGUAACCGGCUUUGACAGUGUUGAUGAUGAGUCCAAACAUAGUGGCCACAUGUUCUCUGACAAGAGUCCUAGCCCAGAUGCCUGGACCAGUGAAAGAAAUCCUCCAUAUAGUUAUUAUUUGUAUUACAUGUAUGCCAACAUCAUGUUGCUUAACAACCUUAGAAAGGAGAGAGGCAUGUCUACCUUCUUGUUUAGGCCUCAUUGUGGAGAAGCUGGGUCAAUCACUCAUUUGGUAUCAGCCUUUCUGACAGCUGACAACAUUUCUCAUGGACUACUCUUGAAGAAGAGUCCAGUUCUCCAGUAUCUUUAUUAUCUUGCACAAAUCCCUAUUGCCAUGUCUCCACUUAGCAACAACAGCCUAUUUCUAGAAUAUUCAAAAAGUCCACUCCGGGAGUUUCUGCAUAAGGGACUUCAUGUUUCUCUCUCUACAGAUGAUCCUAUGCAAUUCCAUUAUACAAAGGAAGCCCUUAUGGAGGAAUAUGCCAUAGCAGCUCAAGUGUGGAAACUGAGCACUUGUGACCUGUGUGAAAUAGCAAGAAACAGUGUACUACAAAGUGGAUUGUCUGAUAAGGAGAAACAAAAAUUCUUGGGAAUAGAUUAUUGUAAAGAAGGGCCUGAAGGAAAUGACAUUCGAAAGACAAAUGUUGCACAGAUUCGAAUGGCUUUCAGGUAUGAGACACUGUGCAAUGAGCUUAGUUUCCUGUAUGAUGCUAUGAAAUCAGAAGCAAUUACGGCUUUAUCGCAACAGUCACAGCACCAAGAAAAAAGCCAGUUUUGCUCCUGACCGGAUUUAUUACCAACUGCUUUCUUAAUAUUGAAUCGUCUGUGUCUGAGAGACGCUAAGAUGGAACUGUUUGAACAACACCAAGAAGUAAAAUAUCCAUGGGAGAGGGAGCUGAACAGCAUUCGAAGGAAUCUUCUACACUUUUACAGUUAUGUAGUGUUGGUUUCUACAACCACUAUGCUUUAGAUAUCAGAUGCAAGCUCAGAACUCUGUAAUCAUUUGUGCUACAUACUGCCUUUAAAUUGUACUCUGCAUUGUAGUUUAAAAACCCUAACAUAUUGUUGAUAUUGCUUGCAUCUGUGAUAUUCUACUGUAAACGCAAGAUGCAUGAAGACAACAGAUGCUGGUAGUACACAUGCAACUGAUUUUGUCAUGCUGGGUGUCAGUGACAGUCACAGCUAACAACACUUAAAUUUCAGCCCCUGGUUUGUUAGAAGAUUUUAGGAUGCACAAAAUUUAGACGAGCACUUCUAUUCAUUUUGUAAAAUAUUAUGUGGCACUCACCAGUCUUUACAUAAAAUAUUAAACAGUGAUCUGAAGGGGAAGAGAGAUUAUUACCAGACAAUUAUUGCACAUCUUUUUAGGAUUACAAAUCAUUUAUCGUAUUAUUAUUACCUAGCACUUGGGGUAGAGAUGGGAAGAAACACAGAAGAUAAAUGCUGUUUCCUAAUGAAAACAGAAAAAUCAGUGUAAAAAUAUUGUAUAUCAUAGUACUACAAAGUGACUUUUGAAGGUGUAGCUUCAUUAUGAAAGCAUGCCUUGAAAGUGGAGAACAAUUUUUUUUUUUUUUUUGCUUGCUUUGUUACCAAAGAGAGUAGGUGUGUCCUGUCUUCGUUAUCAUAUUUUCUCACGUACCACAUGACCCCAUGAUUUAGGAAGGCAGAAUGAAGAGAAAAAGAUUUUUCCAGUCAUGGCUGAAUAUUGGCCACAUGGAGCAGGGAUGGAAACUACUCUUCAGUAUCACUCACUCUCCCCUCAGCUCUACAACUAGAGCUUGUCACAGGCACUUGCUGAAUUGACUGCUCAGCCAAAAACUGUUGCUAAUUUGACAGUGGCCAUGACAAGGUCCAAGCUUUACUUGUAUAUCAAAUCUGCCAGGAGAGGGAGUGACUCUCAAAAGCAGACUCUUUCCCUGCUGCAUAUGGCUGGGAGCCCGGUAUCAUGCCAGCAGCCAUUCUAGCAUCCCCAUGCCUCCAUUCUGGUGUGAAAAUCAAUUUUCUUGUUAAACUACACCCCCAAUUUUGAGGGAAGGUACAUGUGGUAUGCAAGUGAAUACAGUACUUGGAAAUGCAAGUGACUUGUUGUGGAUGCAUACAAAGGAGAACCUAUUGACUUGAACAAGAAUAAACUCUGGCUAUUAGUGGUAGAAGUUAAAGACUUAGAUUCAGGUACGACUUCUGACCUCUUACGUGUGUUUUAUUGUAUUUUAGCUUAUAUUUUUAUUAAUGGAUGAGAUGGGUGGUAAGUCAAAUUGUGUUUUUAUUUAUACAGAAGUUAUCCUAUUUUGAGAUAAAAUAGUCUAAAAUUACUUAUGUGAAACUUUUUAUUUAGGGAAGGGGUUGACUUAGGAAGAUGUAGCUACUAUAAUAUUUAUCCUGUGAUUUCACAUUCUUCUGCUUGAUUGUCUUCCUUAAGACACAGCAUUACCAUUCAAAUGAAAUGAUUAAAAUAUAGUAUGCUGCUAGCACCUUAUCCACGUUGUAAUACUAUAUGCCGUUCAUACCAAAAAAGAUAAAGGGCUUGAUUCAUUAAAGAACUUUAGUGCUGCAAUGUCUAACUGAAAGAUGCUUGGGCUCUGGAGUGGAAUCUAGAGCUUGGUAUUUAGGCUUCCUGUGCAGUGCACUGGCACAAGUAGGCCUCAAAGUCCAUCCAAGAAAUUCCACAUGCUGAGCAGGGAGCUGCCUACAGCUGGUCAAAAGAAAAUGCUACUUAAAUUGUGAUUCUCUCUAAAGUAGGGGUAGGCAACCCCUGGCACAAGUGCCAGAGCAUGGCACUUGAAGGCAUUUUGCUUGGCACAUAUGCCUUGGGAGCAGACGGCAGGGAAGGGACCAGGGCUAUGCUACCACAACAAGGAUCAGGCCCCUCAUUGCUCCCUUGCCAUCUGCCCCUGGCAUGCCAGAAAUCUUACAAGUCAAGGUUGCGGGUGUUUUUGGCACUCUGCCCAAAAAUGUUGCUAAUCCCUGCUCUAGAGUUUCGGCACCGGCAGCUCCAAGUCAGAUGACUACAUCAAAUCGGCACCCCCAGCCUGGAAUCCUCUCUUAAGGGUAAAUGUCUACAUCUGUUCUCAGAUAAAUGAGAGCGAAUCCUCUUCAAUUUAAGCAUGCUCAGGCAGUGUGGGCAGCAGAUCACGGCUCUGCCCUGGCUCCAGAUCACACGGUUACUGUUGCAAAAUCCUGGCCCUGGAGCAACUCCCUGCCCAGCCACAUACCCUGCCAGCACUGCUAGGGUCAAUCUCCAUGGAAACCCUGGCUCCUCCCAGUUGCUGCUGGGGUCUCCAUGGAAGUCAGCCACCAUGACAUGGGCAGGGGCUGCUGGGAAAUGGAGUCCGUUAUGGGCCGAAUCCAGCCCAUGGGUUGGACUUUGCCCACCCUGGUUUAAACCCACGUCAUCUCAUCUAAGAGUGACAUAACCACUAUGUCACAGGAUUGUGUUCUCUCUUGUACUGUCUGUGGCCCAGUGAUUCUACAUCCUUUUCUGUGCUUUGGCAGGAUGGGUAGGUAAUGCCCACCCACCCCAGCCUAGCUUAUAGUCUCAUGGGUAGUUCUGCUGUGUAAGCAGAGCUGGACGUGCCUAUAUCUAAAGGAAGUUUUAUAGGGUGGGCACUAUUUGUACCACUUUGUUUUUUGACGCUUGUAAAAUAAAUUGACCAUAAUUGCA